Molecule: messenger RNA, 1088 nt
Organism: Drosophila rhopaloa
Lineage: Eukaryota; Metazoa; Arthropoda; Insecta; Diptera; Drosophilidae
Gene: mge
Product: mitochondrial import receptor subunit TOM22 homolog
Exons: 3
Coding region: 277-723 (148 amino acids)
Biological process (GO): intracellular protein transport
Cellular component (GO): mitochondrial outer membrane
Source: RefSeq, a predicted model, not a curated record
UUGGCGGCUAUCGCUAAAAGUCCACCACUGAGCUCACGAGGAGCAGCACGGUAUAAAAUCAAUUUUUAUUGAAAUUUUAAGCGACCGCGAACGAAAGAUCCGCUGAGGCUUAAUUAAAUGCCAGUGCGAACUGCAUUUUGCGAUCAAAUUCCGUGAUAAGAUCUUCCAGGGUCCAUUUAAAGGGUUGCUCCAUAGCCGAACCCUCGAUUUUCCGAGCGUGUGCGUUGACAUAAAGCCGCAAAAGUGGAUACCGAAACUGUGAAAAUCGAGGAUUUGAUGGACUCAGAUCCUGAAAUCGAGUUCAUUGAAAAGGACAGCGGGAUGUCUUCGUUGGGCGGAAGCAAGGACGAAACGCCCGAGCGGCGGGCAGUGGCGGCCACUUCAAAUGAGCCACAAGGCGAGAAUUACGAUGAUGAACCCGAAGAGUCGGCGGCCGAGCGCUUUUGGGGCCUGACGGAGAUGUUCCCGGAGCCACUGCGCAACGCGGUGGAAGCUGUGAGCAAAGCCACCGUGAACGGCGUCAAGGGAUUCUACACGUUCUCGUGCAACGCCAGCUGGAUAUUCUUCACCAGCUCGGUCAUCCUGUUCGCCCCGGUCAUCUUCGAGACGGAGCGCGCCCAGAUGGAGGAGCUGCAGAAGUCGCAGCAGAAGCAGGUGCUUCUUGGACCCAGCAGCGCGAUGGGCCCUGGAGGUUCCUCGCCCAGCUUACCCUUGAUUCGUUAACCGAGAGAGACCAUACCACAUACGCAUAUUAGUUCUACGAAAACCGGCAGCGGAUCUCCGGAAAUUGCCACACGUUAGCUUAAGUUUGUCGAUACCAAUCAAUCCCAGUCGAAAUCGAGAGGCUGAGGACGUCCCGAGUGGGCAAAAGCAGUCACCCAUCAAAUGCCCCUCCAUAGCCCAGCAUUUACGCAUCCACACUUACGGAACUACCGGCCCCAAGGAAACGUCCUCUUCGAUCGAAACGAACAGUUGCAAAACUUCAGAUAGGUGUUAGCAUUGUAGUUGGCUUACAGUGUAUAAACAAAGCAACCACUACGGUUUAAACCAAUUAAUAAAACUACGUUUAUUAAUAGUUAAAAGUCAAA